Molecule: messenger RNA, 216 nt
Organism: Iphiclides podalirius (scarce swallowtail)
Lineage: Eukaryota; Metazoa; Arthropoda; Insecta; Lepidoptera; Papilionidae
Source: the annotation of a GenBank genome assembly
AUGUGUAGAUUUUACGAGUGUAAAAAUAUUAUUUUGUACAGGAGCCCGAAGGAUGAUGUAGUAAAAUUUCCAUCGACGUCUCUUUAUUGCAAGUCGAUCCUGGCUGGUAAUCCUAAAUCUACAGAAUGCCUUGACCUAAUGAGAAAGGAAAUACUAGAAAAAUGGGAGAAAAGUUCCAACAAAAAUACCAGCAAAGAUUCAUUUUCUUUUGGAAAU